UGACCAGGCGUGCUGCCCUCUCUCUCUCUCGCGCGCGCCGAUAUAACCAACUCCACAACCCCCACAACGCCGGCCAUCCACACACUCACUCCACUGCGCACAAUUCCACACUCAGCAAUGCCUCCUCCCCUUCGCAUCCUCACCCUCCUCCUCCUCCUCCUCCACCUCCCCUCCGCCCUCUCCUCCCACCACCACAAAGCCCCGGCGCCUCCUCCGGCGGCCAAGUACGCGGCGUCGCUCCCCGUCCUCCUCGCCUGCAACGCCACCCGCUUCCAGCCCGCCUGCGUCGCCACGCUCUCCGCCGCCAGCGCCACCGCCGCGUCCUCCGCCUCCGACCUCCUCGCCGCCACGCUCUCCGCGCUCCGCGCCCGCCUCCCGCCGGCCGUCUCCACCGCGCGCUCCGUCCUCGCCUCCUCCAAGAACGUCAACCUCUCCGCCGCCGCCACCAACUGCCUCACCGCCCUCUCCCUCUCCUCGCGCCGCCUCUCGCCGCCGCCCUCGCCGUCCGCGCUCAUGCCCGCCUCCGCCGCGCUCCUCCACCUCUACGACUGCUGGUCCGCCUACAAGUACGUCAACUUCUCCCGGACCAUCUCGGACGCCAUGGCGUACCUCAACGACUCCAUCACCGUCAACAGCAACUACAUCUCCAUGCUGGCCGCGCUGAAGCGGUACGGCGACGACACGUCCCGCUGGACGCCGCCGCAGACGGAGCGCGACGGGUACUGGCCGCCGCCCGCGGCGUCCAAGGCCGACGUGGACGCGCUCGGCGUGCCCAAGGGGCUCCCCGCGGACGCGACGGUGUGCGGCGCCGGGUGCGACUACAAGACGGUGCGCGAGGCGGUGGCGGCGGCGCCGGACAACGGGGGCGACCGGUUCGUGGUGCGCGUGAAGGAGGGCGUGUACAAGGAGACGGUGAGCGUGCCGUGGGAGAAGACCAACCUGGUGCUGGUCGGCGACGGCAUGGGCAAGACGGUCAUCACCGGCGACCUCAACGCCGACACGCCCGGCGUCUCCACCUUCAACACGGCCACCGUAGGCGUGCUCGCGGACGGCUUCAUGGCGCGCGACCUGACGAUCGCGAACACGGCGGGGCCGGACGCGCACCAGGCGGUGGCGUUCCGGUCGACGGGCGACCGGACGGUGCUGGACACGGUGGAGCUGGCGGGGCACCAGGACACGCUGUACGCGCACGCCAUGCGGCAGUUCUACACCCGGUGCCUCGUGGCCGGCACGGUGGACUUCAUCUUCGGCAACUCGGCGGCCGUGCUCCACGACAGCGACGUCGUGGUGCUGCCGCGGCAGCUGCGGCCGGAGAAGGGCGAGACGGACGCGCUCACGGCGCAGGGCCGCACCGACCCGGCGCAGCCCACGGGGAUCGUGCUCCGGGGCUGCCGCGUCAACGGCAGCGACGAGUACAUGGCAUACUACCGGCAGAAGCCCGGCGCGCACCGCGUCUUCCUCGGCCGGCCGUGGAAGGAGUACUCGCGCACCGUGUUCGUCGGCUGCACGCUCGCCGAGAUCGUGCAGCCGGCCGGGUGGAUGCCAUGGAGCGGCGACUUCGCGCUCGACACGCUCUACUACGGCGAGUACGGCAGCGCCGGCCCCGGCGCCGGCCGAAGCCGGGUGGCGUGGAGCAGCCAGGUGCCCAAGGACCGCGUCGACGUGUACAGCGUCGCCAGCUUCAUACAGGGGGACGAGUGGAUACCCAAAGUGUAGUAGCCUUCUUUUUGGUAUAAUCGUGCUCGCGUGAGCUAUUAGUGGGCGCCACUCACGGUCACGGAUGUACUGCAGUCGUUGCAGUUAUGCAAAUGGAAUGCAAUGGUGCCUAACGCAAA
Molecule: messenger RNA, 1835 nt
Organism: Hordeum vulgare subsp. vulgare (domesticated barley)
Lineage: Eukaryota; Viridiplantae; Streptophyta; Magnoliopsida; Poales; Poaceae
Product: probable pectinesterase/pectinesterase inhibitor 51
Exons: 2
Coding region: 118-1716 (532 amino acids)
Biological process (GO): cell wall modification
Molecular function (GO): pectinesterase inhibitor activity; pectinesterase activity
Source: RefSeq, a predicted model, not a curated record